This is a messenger RNA of Anneissia japonica, 752 nucleotides long. RefSeq lists its product as uncharacterized. Gene Ontology annotation, biological process: protein phosphorylation. The record is from RefSeq and is a predicted model, not a curated record. Gene Ontology annotation, molecular function: non-membrane spanning protein tyrosine kinase activity; ATP binding. The transcript is spliced from 2 exons. The coding region runs from base 18 to 752 and encodes 244 amino acids. Lineage: Eukaryota; Metazoa; Echinodermata; Crinoidea; Comatulida; Comatulidae.
UGUAUUCUUAAAUAGUGAUGUAUCAAGGUAUUUUGAGAACGAUUUACAUGAAGACUAAACACAUAUGGCGUCUUUUGAUGUUGUUGUUCGUGCUGACUGCUCUGUUUGUAGUCGAGUCAAUUCUUUUUCUUCCUAUUCUUCAAUGGAAUACGAAUGGUCAGUCAAGUCUGCCGACAAGAAGCCGACAGGAACGGGAAUCCAAGAUCAAGCAUGCAAUGUUCCGCCAUCAGCUCAUUCAAGAAAAGCGAAACCGUACGAAAUACAUCCGAGUUGAUUCCACAAGCCUCCAUCUGCCAAAACAUUUGUUACCUCUCAAAAAAUCUUCUAAUACCUGGUUUUCUAAUAAUGCCUCCCAGAUGUUGCACUGUGAGGAUAUUCUGGAGAUAAGUCUGGUGAAACGAAUCGGAAAAGGUACCACCAAAGAGGUGUGGAAGGCGACUUAUCAGCAGAAAGAAGUCGCUGUAAAGUUAGUGUCUAAGUCCGUUGAUGACAUAAGGACGUGUAUGAAAAGAGUACAAGCUGAUGAGGAGGAGCGACGAAGGUGCUAUACAUAUGCUAAUUACAAACUGAUGAAAGAAAUAUCACUGCUACUGGAUUUACAACAUUCAAACUGUCUCUUAUACACAUCUAUGUUUCAUAUUUAUAUCUUGCAUAUAACUAUCAAUUUUUCUGUACAUUUCAAAUUUUCCUCGAGUUUGCACAAAGUUAUUUUGAAUUUGAAUUUUGAAUUUGAAAAAAUGGCCCCUGAAUGA